Labrus bergylta (ballan wrasse) is the source of this 2403-nucleotide messenger RNA. It is a transcript of the gene grtp1a, whose product is annotated as growth hormone regulated TBC protein 1a. Lineage: Eukaryota; Metazoa; Chordata; Actinopteri; Labriformes; Labridae. The record is from RefSeq and is a predicted model, not a curated record.
ACCUGAAGGCAGCAUUCGCUUUGAUUGACGUGUGCGUCCUGGGACAAACGUCACCAGUCGGAAAUUUUCAACCGAGUUAAGUGGAUUUUUCGGUGGCUUGUUGUUUUUGGACCCAACUUGGACAGUGUUUAGUAUUCUUCAUGUAAAUGUAGUUUUUAGCGCCUCAUGCCGGCUGGUUGUUCUCCAAGGGGAGGACCAGGGGAGGACCAGGAGGGGGACAGAAGCAGCAGCAGCAGGUGCAUGUGGAUGCCGAUAAGACUCGAGGAAAACUCCGCUUUCUCAACACGGCUUGUUUUUAAUAAUCGGCGAACAUUUGGAUAAUUUGACUUCUCGGUAAGGUCUUCAAAGCUUUCCGUCUUCGAGAAUAGCAUGUUAAUCCCAGGGGGAAAAAAAGGCAGUGUCUAGUCGCUCCGCACGCCAACAUGGUUAAAAGUCAACGCUGAAUUACCUCCACUCAUUGUUGUGAUUUCUUCCGACAUUCACGUUUUUAUGUACAAGACUAUGUUUUUGGCACCUUUUCGCGGGAACGUAACUUGGUGGAUUACGGAGUCUUGACUCUUGCGCAGACUUUUCGGGAUAACAGUGGAGGUAAAGUGAGGCAAUGGAGAACAAGAACAAGAACAAGGCGAGCAGUCAGAGCUCCUCCGCUGUCAACGGGACAGCCAGAAGCAGAGUGGAAAGUGUGGAUCCGUAUGGCUUUGAGCGCUCAGAGGACUUUGAUUAUGAGUCAUAUGAGGAACUCAUGUCCGAAUAUCUGGCUGUGCUUACACGGCGAUCCAUCAAGUGGUCCAAACUGCUGAAGGGGAAAAACAAGGUCCAGAAGAAUGUAAAAUUAAAACGUUAUGUACGUAAGGGGAUUCCCAAUGAGCACAGGGCUCUGAUCUGGAUGGCAGCCAGCGGGGCCCAAGAAAAGCUAGAGAAGAACCCAGGAUAUUACCAGUCCCUUAUAGAAGCCCAGCAUGACCGUAAACUGGUGGAGACCAUCUGCACAGACUUGAACAGAACAUUUCCAGAUAACGUCCAGUUCCGCAAGACAUCAAACCCAUGUCUACAGAAAGCUCUGUACAAUGUGCUGCUGGCUUACGGCCACCACAACCCGACUGUGGGCUACUGUCAGGGGAUGAACUUCAUAGCUGGGUAUCUACUUAUCAUCACAAAAGAUGAAGAGAAAUCAUUCUGGCUGAUGGACGCACUCCUUGGUAGAAUUUUACCAGACUACUAUAGUCCAGCCAUGCUGGGGCUUAAGACAGACCAGGAGGUGUUAGGGGAACUUGUCAAAGUCAAAAUUCCCAGAGUCUGGCAGACCAUGCUGGAUCAUAAUGUCAUGUGGACCCUGGUGGUCUCCCGAUGGUUCAUCUGCCUCUACAUAGACGUAUUACCAGUAGAGACAGUUCUGCGGAUUUGGGAUUGCCUGUUUUACGAGGGCUCUAAAAUCCUGUUCCGUGUAGCUCUGACACUCAUCCACCACAACGAGGCUCUGAUCCAACAGGCCCAGUCUCUACCAGACGUCUGCCAAAGCUUCAAGCAGAUCACCCAUGGACCAUUUGUGGAUGAAUGCCACACUUUCAUGCAGAAAAUAUUCACCGAACCAGGAAGUCUCUCCAUGGCAACCUUGACGAAGCUGCGGGAGACUUGUCGAUAUCGCAUCAUUGCAGAAGAAUCUUGAACCAAACUGCACUACCUGUCGUUAAGAUACAUUCCACUGGGAUGAGUCCCCACUAGCUAGUUUGCACCUCUUUUUUCACUGACUUGAGUCAUGCUGACAACAUACUGUAUAAUUUGUGUCUUAAAUAGAUGAUCUUACAGCUUCAGUGUAAAUAUAUGGUCAAAGAUGAAGACUAAUCUAAGCUAUGUGCUGUAUGAACUGAUGAUUCCAUUUGAGACUAACUUAAAUGUGGUAUUUUGCACUUUAAUAUGAAAGGUGAAAGACAAAGUUGAGGUCAGGUCAUAUUAACGAUGUGUUGUACACUGUAAACACAGCCAUGAGGCCUGCUGUGCCUACUGUAUUCACAUUGACAAAUUCUGACAAAUCACACUGCUGGAACCAGCUGAAUGUGAAUCAUACUGACAUGACAUUUUUCUGAGACAUUUCAAAAUCUGCUUCUUGUAGUUAUUGUGUUUUGAUAAGGUGUUUGUCAUAGUUUGUGACCUUUUCCUUAACAGAAGUGAAAGGGCCGCUCUCUUUUUGUGUCAAAGGUGUAUCAAGUUUGUUCUGUUGGGAGUAGUGAUGUCCGGUUUUGUUGCUCGGGACAAAAAUAACCGUGGCAUUGGUCCCAGCCCUGAGUAUUCCAUGUAAUGUACACCAGCUCAGAGCAAAUGCUCGUAUUUAUUUCACUCCAGGAAAAUCUACAGUGCUAAAAUGAAAUACUCAAGGAAAAAUAAACAGUACUGAACUUAAAAGAC